CGAGCACAGAAGACUGCACCGGUUGAGCAGAGACAACAGGAGCAGGUUUCCUCUUUUUGCUGACAACAUGAAUCUGAAAUACAUUUUGAUCAUCCAGCUGAGCUGUCUGUGUCGAGCCUCACCAAACUCCACUCAAACAGACUCAGCUCAUGUCCAGGUGAGAGCUGAGGAUGAGGAAUCAGACAGUGACCCUCUCAUUCACAGACUCACCAGUAAAUGUCACUUCACAUUCAUGAUGUCUGGAAACAGGAGAAGUGAUGUGGUGGCUUUCACAGCAGACUCCAUGGACACCUUAGUUGAACAGAUCUGUCAGGAUCUUGAGUGUGGCAGCGUCUAUCGUGUGACUAACAGCAGCUCACCUGCUAACAUCAGCUGCUUUGAUGACUGUUAUUACGAAGAUGGCCGACUGAAAAACUGUUCACAGACUUUUGCAGAAAACUGCACAGUGAUUUCUGAAGCUGUUUGUGGUCACCAUGUCGCCCGGCUGUCAGGAGGGUCAGACCGCUGUGCUGGCCGGGUGGAGUUGUGGAGAAACGGCAGGUGGGGCACCGUUUGUGAUGACCAGUGGGACCUGCGGGAUGCUGACGUCGUCUGCGCCCAGUUGGGCUGCGGUUAUGCUAUAAAUGUGACGGGACAGGGCGGCCUCUUCUCCCGAGGUAAAGGACCUGUCCACCUGGAUGAGCUGAACUGUACGGGCAAAGAGGAACACCUGUGGGCCUGUCCGUCUGCACAGGAGGAAUCCGACUGUGGACACAAAGAGGACGCUGGUGUCGUCUGCUCAGAGAUGAGAGCGGUCAGACUCACUGGGGGUCUGGACCGCUGCUCUGGUAAAGUGGAGGUCCAUCGUAACGGCAGCUGGGGAACAGUGUGUGAUAACUGCUGGAAUUCAAAGCUGGCCUCCAUCGUCUGCUCCAUGCUGCAGUGUGGGGAAAGACCAAAGCAGUACUCUCAGUUUAAACCUCCUCUCACUCACAACAAGGGGACACAAUGGUACUAUCAGUGUUAUUCAAACGACCAGAGUCUGUGGCAGUGCAGGGAGAUCAACAACAGACCUUUCCUGUGUGCUUCAUCAAAGGCAUCUGGUGUCAUCUGUGAGGGUUCCCUCGGUUUUCCCAACGCAACCACGGCCAGCCCAGUUUAUCCAGCUGUGACCACGCCAGCUACUAAAGUUAAGCCUACUGCCUCUCCUCGCUUCUCUCUCCUGUUGAUUGGACUUGUGUGCUCCAUCGCCGUGUCUCUGUUCCUCUUCGUGAUUCUGGUCAUAAACACGACGCUCUGCUGCCAUUACAGAAGAACUAACGUGAUACUGCUCCAGCAGACGAGCACCAAACCAGGAUUGUCCUCUGAACAUCACUACAACAACUACCAAGACUCUGUCAACCUCGUCAAGGUCACUGCUAACACAGCUAACACAGCUAACACAGAUGUGCCUUCAAACCCCAGGUAUUUCUGGACCCAGCUUAGUAGUGUUGACAGCACGUCAGUAGAUACAGACUAUGAGCAGUAUGAGCCAAACGUUGAGCCGUCUGUCCCUUUAUCAACCUUUCGCAACUCCCAGCGGUACAAAACAGAUGUGACCUCUUUGAUGAAGCCUGCAGGUCUUGAAAGCUUGUGUGAAGAGGGUCCUGACCCUGAGAAUGAAGUGAUGGGAGCUUUUACUGGCCGUAAUGGCAAACCCGUAGAUGCUCAAUACGCUCGAGUGUCAAAAAUUUCAGUGGACUCAUUUGAUACCUCGAGUACGUCAUCUGAAGAGUACGAGAACACAAACACCGGCUCCGUCCUGGUCACACCUGAACUGGAACAGACUGGCAAUAAUCAUCAUUUAUCUGAACAAUCAAGACACCUUCGAAGUCAAGCUGAUGGCGAAGAUGAGCCAGUUUACUCGCCUGUGAGUCCCGACCCAAACCCUUCAACUGAUGACGACUACGAUGAUAUUGACUGUUUACCUUAAACAGAUGAGGUAUGAAGGGAAUGUGACAAAAGCUGCAAAACUGGACCUCAAGCUGAAGAAACACAUUGAACAGUGAUAGAGGUUUACAGUUUUGGAUCAAACUAGAGCCCACAGGAUGCAUGGGACUUUUAAAACAGCAUUUAAAUGACAUUUUUAGAGGCUUGACAAUAAGAUACCACUCAAACAAGAGUCAUAAACAGUAGAAGCUUCUUAAAAUGCUUGGUUUAUAUAACAUUUGAUUCUUCUUUACCUUUCUGUGUCUUCGAAUGCUGGCUUCAGAGGAAUCCUCCCACUGUGAAACAUUUUAGAAACAUCUCUGUUUGCAGCAUGGAGAAAAUGACUUUCAUGUUGAGGCUUUAAAAGAAGAAGAAGGACUGUGGAAAAAUCGGUUGCCACAAACACAAGGACCCUUAAUACUCUUUUUUAUAUGUCAGAAUGUAUUUAUAUGCACCAUGUGCUAUAUCUGAGACUUUCAAAUUUACUUUACAGUUCGAGGAUUGUAAUGUCUUGUCUUUGCCCCAUCUGUUCUUUUUUCAUACAAAAAUAAAGAAUAAGAAAAAGAGAAAUUUCAAGAAAACAGCAGGAAGUCAGUGUCAGAACAUUUAAACAAGAAACAAAACGUGUGUUAAAACUUAAGAGGAAAUAUGAUGUUUAUUGGUUUGCAUUUUGCAUACCAGCUGACCCUUUAAGGCUUUAAAUGGGGCUGAGGUCAAGUCUUAGUAAAGGCUUGUUAUAGUAAUAAUAAUAAUAAUAAUAAUAAUAUUCUUUAUUUAUAGAGCACUUUUCAAAACAAUUACAAAGUGCUUCACAAGCAACAGAAAUUACAAUGCAAAUAAAAUACCAGUAAUCAGGCACUAAAGUGGAUACAGGUGAAAAGAUCAAGAAAUGUCAAACUCAAAUAAAAUCAGGUAAAUAAGAGCAGUUAAAAUGAAAGAAAAAUCAGGAAAGGCAUUUUGAUAAAGUAUGUUUUAAGAAGAGAUUUAAAAGAGUCACUGACUCAGCCAAUCUGAUUUCCUCAGUCAGGGAGUUCCAGAGCCUCAGAGCCCUGACUGAAAAAAAAUAUUAUUCACAAGACAUAAAAAUAAAAUCUCAAUACAUUUCUGAAACUUAAUAAAUACAAAUUCCCUUGGCACACCAUUCAGGGAACCACUGGAUCAUAGUUAGUUUUAUGAAUGCCCUACUGAAACCUCAAAGUAGUCAGACCCCCUUCACUUUUUCAGUUUUGUUAUGUUGUAGACUGAUGUUAAAACCACUUAAAUGUAUUUUUCCCACAUUAAUCUAUACUCAGUAUCCCAUAAUGACAAAUGAAAACAGAAUGUUAAAUUUGUUUGCAAUUUUUAAAUAAGAAAAGUUUUCCCCACUCUCCCAGUCCCUGUUGCUGGAAAACGCCCACAACAUGAUGCUGCCACCACCAUGUUUCACUAUCGGGAAGGUAUUGGACAGGUGCCUGGUUUCCUCCAGACAUAAUGUUUAGAAUUGAGGCCACACCGUUCAAUCUUGGUUUCAUCAGACCAGAGAAUCUUGUUUUUCACAGUCUGAGAGUCCUCAAGGGGUUUUUUGCGAACUGCAAGUUGGUUUUGUGGGUUUUUCACUGAGUAGAGACUUCCAUCUCGCCGCUCUACCACAAAAGCCUAGAUCAGUGGAGGGCUGCAGUGAUGGUUGUCCUUUUUGAACUUUCUCCCAUCUCCACACAGGAUCUCUGAAGAUCAGCCAGAGUGACUAAAUACCCUCUGGAUGCAUUUUAUGUGGAUCAGCCCUGGAUAAACUAUUUACUGUAUGAGACAAGAACAAAAAAUAAAACAUUUGAUGUCCAGAUCACUUCAGAGUCUGUUUGGGGUGGCCCCUGAUCAGCUCCAAAAUUUCAUGCUUGCUCACCUGGCCUGUGCUGCUUUUCCCUACAAUCUUACAGUGAGAUUUUCCAACAAGCAGUCAAGUUUUUUUUUUUUAUAUUUAAGAGCCAAAGCUUAAAAAUGUUGCCUUUUAAAUAAAAAAUCAGUUUCAGACACUUAAAGUGAUCAAAGACUGCUAAGGUAAAGACUUCUUAUCCAGCCCACACAAUCCAUGUUUUUACUUUUAGUGAAAAAUUGUGUUUGAAUAUUCCCUGAAGUUUCUUAUUAUACUAUAGUAUUGUCAGGGGGGAAAAUGUAGUAAAUCAAUUCUGCCACAAGGUGGCAUCAUAAGCUUUUGCCUGACUGGUUUGAAGGCCUCACACAGAAACUACAAACAAACCACCUCAUAAAACCACAGCAUUUUUGACAAAGACUUCUAGCUGCAGGACUUCGUGACCCAUCCCCAUUUGUGCUGAGUGAAUGAGAAGUCAAAUUAAAUGCACUGUGAAAAAGUUUGAAAGGAAAACUCUGGGUCUUAAACUGGGCCAACAUAAACCAUCAGAGCGGUUUGAAACCGGACCUGGCAUGCCUUUUUUUUGGGUCCAUUUCAUGUGCAGCAGCUGCAGAGCAUCAACGCUUCCUCCUGAUCGAAAAUGAUGCCUCAAAUCAAAGAGAGGUCAGGUUUUUUUGUGGAUGUAAAAAUGACAAAAUGCUUCAAAGUACCUGCAAAACUUUCAGCUGGGAGGAAAACACAUGCUCAUAGGAAGAUUGGAUUCAGUUAAGCUAUGUGAGUAGUGCUGCUUUAGACUGAUUACAAGCAGAAUUUGCUGUUUUUGACUGGAAGGUAUUUGGCAAAAAGAGGAAGAGGUGGAUGUCUCAAGGCCUGAAAAGAAAAGGAGGAGUAUUAUGGAGAUAAAAUGUCUCAUAGAAUCAUUUAUUACACUCAAAUUUAGUCCAGAGCUCAGCAUGGAGAUAAAGAGGCGAAUUAACGACCAGAUCUGCUUAUGAAAUUCAAUCUCUUUCACAUGCCAGAGUCAAACACACACUGUAGCGAUGCCAUCUACAAGUCUGAUAUAUCACAGAUCCUCCCUGAAACAGUUUCCUUUUGUUUGAUUCUGCUCUGAGAGAUUGAUAAGUCAGAGUCUUAAAAUCAGUGGAUUUACAGCCCUGAUUAACAUCAAGGGAAAGCAAAGCAGCGCCCCAGUAUUUCAAGCAGUUUGUAGCAUUUGAAGGAUUAAAAGAUCAAGCCUCUGUUUUUACUUUGUUCAUUAAAUCAGUUACACACAGAGGAUUACAGCUCCAUAAGUCCAUAAGUUGCUUAAAGUGUCCCGACAAGCGAACCUGCCCGGGUUUAAACUUUUGAACUCUGUUUGUUGUAGGAGGACGGAGACGACAGUACCUGCCGGCCGACAAUGUAGAGCACGUACAGUCCAGGGACUUAAUAAGAAGAAUUACACUGCAUCAGGAGGUUUUCAUUAUGUAACACCCAAAGCUGUUAAAGUUCCUGCAUGUAUUUAGGUUUUAUGAUAGAAUAAAAUAGAUAUAGUACACACAGUUUCAAGAUUACCAACAACUCAGACCUACUCUUCCCUACACUCAUUAACAUGUACUAAUACAGAUAAAAACCCUGUCUCGCUCUGUUAGGAUGUGGCAAAAGUAAGGCAUUCGACCCCCUUUAAUACCCUUCAUUGUUUAAGUGAUGCCCAGGGUGAGACACAUGAUAUAGACAGAAGUAUUUGGCCACACCUUUUAAUUAUUAAAUUCAGGUGUUUCAAUGAGACCUGAUGGGUAGAGACCUUUAGGCCCCUAUCCAUGCAGACUCCAUUUACAAACAUACAGAAUGGGUUGUUCUGAAGAGCUCAGUGACUUCAAGCGUGGAACUGUUAUGGAUGCCGUCUUUACAAAAAGUUGAUAUGCAACAGUCAGCUGUAAGCAGGGCUGCCACCAGAAUGGGCCCUCCCCAGCUGUGAUUUAUUGAUUUACAUGUGAUGGAGCAAAGUAUUCAUUUUGGCAGCUAUUUGUAAUUAUGGUCUCAGUCUUUAGGUGAAAUGUCUUUUAGUCAUUUCUAACCUUUUUAAUUUUAGUCGACAAAAAUGCAAAAACAUUUUAGUCCAGUUUUUGUCCAUAAAAGUCCUCACAUUUUAGUUUUUACUUUUAGUCCAAACAUUUAUUCUCUUGCCUAAGUCUGGUACCAAAUCACUGUAGUGUGUUAUAUGCAGAAAAAAAGGCUGUCAACAAACAUUUUUAGUCAUAGUUUUAGUUGAUGAAAUUAACACUGAUGGAUCAGUGGAAUUAGUGCUAGUGUCCCGACUGACAGUUACCAUAUUUUGGACCUUAAAAGUCUACCAAACUUUAACUGGGUUCUGAUAUUGCUACUUCUUUUAACCAAUUUUUGCUGUUUAUUGACCCUUUUUUAUUUUAACCAAUUUGUACUUAUUUGCAACUUUUUAAUCAUUUUUGCCUGAUCUUUUUUCCAGUUUGUCCUUUUUUUUGCAUUGUAAUUUUAUUUCAUUAAAGUUAUCUCAUUUUUUCUGUUUUUUGGGGGGGGGGGUAUUCUAAUAUUUGUGUACGUUGUGGCCUUGUGUUAAAGUCUGACAGUUCAAUGUGCCUAUCCACAUCGUUAAGAUUACUAAUCAAAGGGUUUUUGCUUGAAGAAAAGGGGUUGACAUUUUGAAAAGGGUUACAUUUUCCUGGAGCAUAAAUAAACAUUUAUUUUUGUUGCUUUGAUAA
Messenger RNA from Cheilinus undulatus (humphead wrasse), 6510 nucleotides. RefSeq names its product T-cell differentiation antigen CD6-like. The coding region runs from base 68 to 1951 and encodes 627 amino acids. Gene Ontology annotation, cellular component: membrane. The transcript has 13 exons. The record is from RefSeq and is a predicted model, not a curated record. Lineage: Eukaryota; Metazoa; Chordata; Actinopteri; Labriformes; Labridae.